AUGUCGCUUGAUUGGAUGGAACAGACGCAGACAAUAAAAGGCUAUCCUAUCCGUCGCGACGCGACAGCGUGGAAGGAGGAUGAUGAGGAGUUUUUUCUCGAUGCCCUCGCCGAGUACGUCGACGAUAUCCCCUCGGAUAUCAUGCAGAUCGAGGUUGGCGAGGAAGGUGAAUUGCUAAAGUCCACGGCUGAUCCAGACAAGCACCCAACCAUUAUACCUUUUUAUCCCUCCCCGUCAGACUACCCAGCCCAAGUGCGACAGGUCAGGCGCGAGCAGCUCGUGGAGCUCCAUCGCAUGGGCGUCCAGGUUGACCUGUGCGAGUACGUCGCCGCGGCUGGCACGGCGCCUAAACAAGUCGCCUUCAAGUACCAUAUCAACGAGGGCAACAUGGGAGUCGUAUGGGAUGAGGCAAACUGUCUUCUUCACAUAUCCAAGCACCCUAACAUCAUCCCAUUCGACAGCCUCGUCGUCGAUCAAGUCGAAGGCCAAGACAAAGUAGUCGGCUUCACGACGCCCUUCGUAGCAGGCGGAACUAUCGAAAGGAAUGUCUCGAGGCCCUUCAAGUUUAACCACCUUAGGCAACUCACCUCGACCAUUGACCACCUCAACCUCACGCUGGGCAUCGCCCACGGCGACACCACGCCAUACAAUCUCCUCAUAGAUCCGAUCACGGACGACCUGAUCAUCUUCGACUUCAACCUCGCCAGCAGGCUGGGUUGGGAGUCCAAGGACCACAGGAGGCAAAGCUACGAGCCGGCCCGCGACGACGUCAAGUUCGCCGCCUUCACCCUCUACGAGAUCAUCACCCGUGACACGCACCUGCGCGACGAGAAUUACCCCCACGAGCUGGACGCCGCCAUGGUCCUCGACACGUCCUCGGGCGGCGCCGCGCCGGCCUGGGACAAGCAUGAGGAUGUCGUGCUCGACGCCCCCGUUGUCGAGUACAGGCGACACCUUGACGAGUGGAUGGCGACUCGCCAGGCCGCCGUGGCUAACCGGGGAAAGGAGGAGCAGGUGCUGACGCGGUGGGACCAGGCCCAUGGCGCGUUCGACUGGCCGCCGCUCACCCGAGAUACCAGAGGUGCCGUUCUGCGGGGCGAUGCUGAAGCGGGCGACGCAGCCGAGGCGGUGGAUGGACCGACGCGGCGCCAAGUUCCCGACAUGGCAGCGGCCGCCGAGCUGUGCGCUGCCUCUCCCUGA
This is a messenger RNA of Diaporthe citri, 1200 nucleotides long. RefSeq lists its product as uncharacterized. Lineage: Eukaryota; Fungi; Ascomycota; Sordariomycetes; Diaporthales; Diaporthaceae. Bases 1 to 1200 code for a protein of 399 amino acids. The transcript has 2 exons. The record is from RefSeq and is a predicted model, not a curated record.